CAUUUGCUGCCCAACCCAACCAUCUUCGCUGCCUUGUGGCCGCGCUUCAUUUUUGGCCGUGUCUUCAUUUUUACAGAAGGAAAGGAGUAAUAAUAUGUGUCAAAAUAUAUUAAAAGUGAUGGAUAAAUUUUUUCAAUCCAAGUUUUAAAAACCUCUGUAAAACACUCUAACACAUGUCAAAAAAGACUUGACUAGAGCAGAGUUUGGCCGAGAAUGAUAACAAAUUUAAAGGAAUUAGAAUUUGUUUCUGUUUCUAGGCAUUUUUAUGUUCUCAGAAGGGUGUCAAUCUUGAGUUUAUGGGUAAAAAAGUGGAGCUGGGUUGAGCUUAUCUUCUUCAAGGAUGGGAAUUAGAAGAAAAAUUUAGAUACUUUUCUUAUUUUUAAUAUUCCUAGCAAUAGUAUUAGUAUAGCCAUGAAACUAAGUUUCUCAUACAAUUUUGUGGCCCCAAAAUUCUCGGUGUUGAUGAAACCCAGUCUUAUUCGUAAUUUUCACAAAACUGUUUGCUGUUUUUCUCUAAAAUCAUCACCACCCACCACGCCAAAACCCCAAACUCCACUCUUUCUAAGGCCACCUAUACACUCUGCUACCUUGUCUGACCUGCAAAAAUGGCACCAAUGGGCCAAAAGUCUUGCUUCCUCUGUGGGAACUGCAUUUGUGGAUUUAGAUAAUGGUCCGGACUCCAGCCUUUUGUGCAGAGAGCUCAAGUGGCUUAUGGAAGAUGCCACUGAAGAAAGGUUAAUAGCUUCCCAAAUUCAUAGUGAAAACUUUCAGACAAGUGUUGGGUUAAGGGUGAGCCUGGAAGACCUUUACAGACUAUGGAAGCAGAGGAUUGAAGAAAGGAGGCCUUUCCAGUACAUUGUUGGAUGUGAGCAUUGGAGGGACUUGGUGUUGUGCGUUGAAGAUGGAGUUUUGAUUCCGAGGCCUGAGACUGAAAAGAUUGUUGAUUUGGUGGGUGAUGUAGUUUCAGGUAAUGAAGGAUUGAGAGAGGGAUUGUGGGUUGAUUUGGGGACUGGAAGUGGUGCCAUUGCUGUUGGAAUUGGGAAUAUUUUGAAGGGUUGGGGAAGAGUCAUUGCUACAGACAUGAGCCCUUUAGCACUAGCUGUGGCUGCUUUUAAUGUGCAGAGGUAUGAUUUGCAGGAUGUUAUUGAAUUAAGACAAGGAUCUUGGUUUGAACCAUUGAAGGAUGUGGAAGGAGAGCUUGCAGGUAUUAUAAGCAAUCCACCAUACAUUCCAAGUAGCCAUAUUUCUGGGCUACAAGCUGAAGUUGGUAGGCAUGAGCCAAGAACUGCACUGGAUGGUGGUAUUAGUGGCAUGGAUGAUCUCUUACAUCUCUGCAAUGGGGCUGCCUCUAUGUUAAAACCUGGUGGAUUUUUUGCUUUUGAGACAAAUGGUGAGGAGCAAUGCAAAUACCUUGUUGAGUACAUGGCAAAUGAAGCUGGAGAGAGUUUUUGUAGUGUAAAGAUAGUCCCAGACUUUGCUGGAAUUCAUAGAUUUGUAACUGGAUUUCAUAAAUGAUUAAUUUUUUCUUUGAAUACCAAAGAAAGAAGUAUGCGCGUCAUGGGAUGCUUGAUUUCAGUCCA
Messenger RNA from Cannabis sativa, 1580 nucleotides. RefSeq lists its product as uncharacterized. The record is from RefSeq and is a predicted model, not a curated record. NCBI's taxonomy places the organism in Eukaryota, Viridiplantae, Streptophyta, Magnoliopsida, Rosales, Cannabaceae. Gene Ontology annotation, molecular function: protein methyltransferase activity; nucleic acid binding. The coding region runs from base 412 to 1515 and encodes 367 amino acids. Gene Ontology annotation, biological process: protein methylation. The transcript has 4 exons.